AUGGACCUCAGAAACUCCCUUUUAGAGGCAGCCACGGUCCUUGCUGACCUCCAUUUAUAUCAGGCCAGUAAGUGGGCAGCAGAGGCUUUAAAUGGAAUGUCUCCUCUAACACAAGAGCAAAUAUUUGCCCUUUCUCAAACAAAACACUCUUCUGCAAAGAAAUCAAAUCAAUUGGAUCCAGUGCAACUGAAAGAUGCUGAAAGAAUCCUCUUGGCAUCUUCGUAUUUCAACUGUAAAGAGUUUGAUAGAUGUGGUCACGUGCUCAAAGGUUGUAAGAGUAACAAGGCUGUGUUUCUACGGCUCUAUGCGAUGUAUCUCAGCGGCGAGAAGCGUAAACAGUUUGAUUCUGACGGAGUAUUGGGUCAGAAAGACGGUAAAACUAGCAACAUGGCUCUCUCUCAGGUGCUCAAGGAAUUAAGCUGGUGUAAGGAUGUUAGCGGUCGACUUGAUGAUCCAUUUCUACUCUAUUUGGCGGGAAUCGUCACCUUGAAGUCAUCCAACGACUUCAGAAGCGCUCAGGAAUUGUUCUACCAGUCUCUUACAUUGUAUCCUUUCAACUGGUCGUGUUGGAGGGAGUUGAUCGAGUGCUUGAGCAGCUUUCAGGAGGCUAUUUCAAUGGUUUCCAAGUUCUCAAGGAACUCCAGAUUCUCCGAGAACAGGAGUUUCCACGUUAUGGUUGUCUUCUUUGAAGUGGUUGUUCAUCAGGAAUUCUUUCAAGGUUCUACUGAGGUCAACAAUCACCUCAAUUUCCUUUUACAGCUUUUCCCACGACUCAGCUUCGUCAAGAUUCAACAAGCACUCGUAUGCUACAAUGCGUUAGAUUAUCAAGCUGCUGAAAGCAUCUUUGACUCUGUUUUGACUUCAGAUCCGCUGCGUUUGGACGAUAUGGAUACCUAUUCAAACAUUCUCUACGUCAUGGAGAAGAAGUCUAAGCUCUCGUUUUUAGCACAGCACGCUCUUAAAAUUGAUCCAUUACGUCCUGAAACCUGCUGUAUCGUGGCCAAUUAUUACUCGUUAAAAUUUGACCAUCAGAAGGCCAUUAUGUACUACAAAAGGGCUCUUUCGCUCGACAGAAAUUGUCUUAGUGCAUGGACUCUUAUGGGCCACGAGUUUGUAGAACUAAAGAACUCUCAUGCUGCAAUAGAGAGUUAUAGACGAGCCGUUGAUAGUAAUAAUAAAGAUUUUCGGGCUUGGUACGGACUUGGACAGGCUUAUGAGGUGCUAGACAUGAAUUUAUACUCUCUUUAUUACUAUCAAAGAGCAUGUGAAUUGAAACCAACAGAUAAAAGAAUGUGGCAAGCCAUUGGAAAUUGUUGUGAGAAACUCGGAGAGUUUGAAGACGCUGUCAAAUCAUACAAAAAAGCGUUGAACGUAAGUAGUGAGACAGACUCCUCGAUACUUUACAAACUGGCUACUCUAUAUUCCGAAAUAGGAGAUUCUAAGAACACCAAAAGCUAUAUGAUAUGGUGUCUAAAUGAAGAGGCUGAAGAAGGAGCUACAGACGAGUCUUCUAAGGCCAGAUUAUGGCUAGCUAAACACGAAUUAGAGGCUCAGAAUUGGCAACAGGCCUAUAAAUAUGCUACUGAUUUGACAUAUGGAACUUCUCAUGAUAUAGAAGAAGCAAGAUCCAUAGCCAGAGAAGCAGGUGAGAGAAAGAGCAAAGAGUAG
This is a messenger RNA of Brettanomyces nanus, 1668 nucleotides long. RefSeq lists its product as uncharacterized. Gene Ontology annotation, molecular function: protein binding. Gene Ontology annotation, biological process: cell division. Bases 1 to 1668 code for a protein of 555 amino acids. The record is from RefSeq and is a predicted model, not a curated record. Gene Ontology annotation, cellular component: anaphase-promoting complex. NCBI's taxonomy places the organism in Eukaryota, Fungi, Ascomycota, Pichiomycetes, Pichiales, Pichiaceae. The transcript has 2 exons.